Musca vetustissima is the source of this 1443-nucleotide messenger RNA. Its product is annotated as cytosolic non-specific dipeptidase-like. Bases 1 to 1437 code for a protein of 478 amino acids. The transcript has 5 exons. Gene Ontology annotation, molecular function: metallodipeptidase activity. Lineage: Eukaryota; Metazoa; Arthropoda; Insecta; Diptera; Muscidae. Gene Ontology annotation, biological process: proteolysis. The record is from RefSeq and is a predicted model, not a curated record.
AUGUCGGAACUUCCCAGUGUUUUAAAUAAAUUUUUCAAUUUUGUCGAUGAAAACAAAUCGAAAUAUAUUAAUGUCCUGAAAACGGCCGUUGCCAUACAAUCCGUUUCAGCAUGGGCCCAUAAACGUGAUGAAACUCAACGUAUGGUCGAAUGGACAGCUGAGAAAUUGAUAGCUCUUGGCGCUGAAGUCGAGUUGGUCGAUAUUGGCGAAGAAGAAUUGCCAGGUGGCCAAAAAAUACCCUUACCCAAUGUGAUUCUUGCCGAAUUGGGCAAAGAUGCCAAAAAGAAAACCAUUGUUGUCUAUGGUCAUUUGGAUGUGCAGCCCGCUCUCAAGGGAGAUGGCUGGAAUACUGAACCCUUUGAAUUGACCGAAAUCGAUGGUAAAUUAUAUGGUCGUGGUGCGACCGAUGAUAAGGGACCUGUCCUCUGCUGGAUUCAUGCCAUUGAGGCAUUCCAAAAGUUAAACAUCGAAUUGCCAGUAAAUGUUAAGUUUGUCUUUGAGGGUAUGGAGGAAAGUGGUAGCAUAAAUUUGGAUGAUCUACUGAUGGAACGUAAAAAUGAUUUUCUUGCCAAUACGGAUUUUGUUUGCAUUUCUGAUAAUUAUUGGUUGGGGAAGAAACGUCCCUGCAUCACUUAUGGUCUACGUGGUUUGGCAGAAUAUUAUGUGGAGGUUGAGUGUGCCCGCAAAGAUUUACACAGUGGUGUAUUUGGUGGCACUGUACAUGAGGCAAUGACUGAUUUAUGUUGGCUGUUAGGCAUUUUGGUAGAUAAAGAUACGAAUAUACUUAUUCCCGGUAUUGAGAGAGAUAUUGCACCUUUGCUACAUAACGAACAUGAAAUCUAUCAAAAUAUUGAUUUCGACGUGGAAGAUUACAAAAACGAUGUUGGUGCCACAUGUCUACCACACAACGAAGACAAAAUUCGUUUACUUAUGGCCAGAUGGCGAUAUCCAUCAUUGUCCAUACACGGUAUUGAAGGUGCCUUCUAUGAACCCGGCGCCAAAACCGUGAUUCCCGCUAAAGUCAUUGGUAAAUUCUCUAUACGUUUGGUACCCAACCAGGAUGCUGAUCACAUUACCGAAUGUGUUACAAAAUAUUUAACGGAAAAAUGGUCUGAACGUGGUUCACCGAAUAAAAUGAAAGUCUCUUUGGUAUCAGCAGGUAAACCAUGGGCCGAAGAUCCAAAUCAUCCACAUUAUGAUGCGGCAAAAACAGCCAUUAAACAUGUUUUCAAUGUAGAGCCGGAUAUGAUACGUGAGGGUUGUUCAAUACCAGUUACCCUGACUUUUCAAGAGGUUACCGGCAACAAUGUUCUACUUUUGCCGGUGGGUGCGUGUGAUGAUGGAGCCCAUUCACAAAAUGAAAAGAUUGAUAUUUACAAUUAUAUUGAAGGGACUAAACUCUUGGGUGCCUAUUUGUAUGAAGUGGGUAAACUGUAAUUUAUU